Bursaphelenchus okinawaensis is the source of this 4289-nucleotide messenger RNA. The record is from the annotation of a GenBank genome assembly. NCBI's taxonomy places the organism in Eukaryota, Metazoa, Nematoda, Chromadorea, Rhabditida, Aphelenchoididae.
AUGGGUGGAAGACGGCGACUGUCACCAUCUGAACAGUAUUAUCAGAGCAUCGAAGAGACCAGCGAGAUUAAAUCGCGGAGGUUACAGUUUUAUCACAACCUCAGGUUCUUCUACAAACGGAAAUGGUAUGUUACAUUUUUAUUUUUUCUGUUUUAGUGAACAUCUAUUAUUCAGAGAUUGUCUAUGGGAUUCUAUUACUUAUAUUUUGUGGUUUUGAUUUUAAUAACUGUUUAUAGUUGAAAAGGCUUAUAAAUUAAAGUAUAAUGCAUAAUAUAACGGUUUUUUAUAGGAACGUAAACCUAACUCUUCCCGUGAUAAACGGCAUCGACAUAGACUUGUUUAAGCUCUACGAUAAGGUCAGCUCUAUUGGAGGAUGGCAUCGAGUAACUAGUUUGGAAAGGUGGCACGAAAUCGCUCAGAAUGUGCUUGGUUUUGGAGAAAAUGUAGCUGGUGGUGAAUAUUGCGCCAAGUUGAUUUACAUGAGAUACCUGAGCAAGUUUGAACAAUGUGAAUCUGUUGGGGAUAUUGACGACAAUGAAAAUGAAAUGGGAUCAAGAUCUAGAGUCCGAGGGUUCUCAACGUUCGUGUCUUCUGAAUGUCCGUUGGGGAAUCCAAAAAGAGGUAAGAUUGGUUUUUUUUGGUGAAAUCUGAUUUCAAAACUAGCUCUUAGGCAUUGAAAUUGCUAUUAAUUAGGUCUUUCUGGUUUUAUCUACACUUUUAGGUAACUUUUUCAAUUUAAGGUGCCUUUUCAGGUUUUGUGGACGAUGAUUGUGGAUAUGACAGAAUUGUAAAAGGCUUGUGUAGUGGACUACCUAAUGAAGAGGACUUUUGUGUUAAUCUCUGUACUGUUCUGUCAGCUCCUGGACCUCAUGCUCUUCAGGUUGAGACUUGUGAAGGGAUUAUUCCUUUGUUGCUUGCUCAAGUCGCCAUCUUUGACGAUUGCUCAGAUAUUCUGGAGCAACAAUUCAAACGCAGACAGAAAGAGUUUGGACGCAAUUUCGACAAAUUUUGGUUUUCUGUCGGAAUCACGGAUCCUGAAGUGCUGAACUUGUUACCUGAUACUGAUGGGAAGCCAACCACGGUUGAGGACAUUAAUUUGUUCCCUGCUUUGUCACAAGUCAAGUUAACUGAAAAGGCUUAUAAACUGCACGAACUGAGGGUGAAUCAAGUCUUAAACAUCAUCAGAAAUCUGUCGUUUGAUGAGCAGAACAGAGCUGCUUUGGCUUACUCUUUUCCAUUGAUGAAGUGAGUUGUUUUGGUUAUUUUAUUGGAAUUAAAAUUGCUUAGAAUUUUAGUUUUACGAUUGAUAUAAUUCAUUUUACGUUUAUCUUGUUUUUCAGGUUUUUGACGAUAUGUAUGGCUUGUGACGAUUAUCCUAUUCGAAACUCAGCUUUAGAGACUUUGGGCGAGUUGGCCAGCUCUGUAAGUUGUUUGUUUUUUAAAAUAUUUUUACAAAUUUAGGUAACAGAUAUUCUCAUAAAGAAUAAUCUUAUUUUGUAAUAUAGGAUAUGGUUUCAAAAAAUUAUUUAUGGUAUAUUUAGGUAACAUUAUAUUAAAAAUUAACUUUAAUUGGUAUAUUUCUGAAAUUUAGAUUAAUUUAUGCGAAGACUUCAUGGCCAGCUUCUGUUAUAUUAUUCUGAGACAUCUGCGAGCCUUUUUGAUGGCCGACGAUCGGUUUCUGAUCAUUCGAGCUACCGAGAUUCUUGGUGGAUUGUGUAAUGUGUCAGAAAACGAAUCUUUAUUAUGCGAGUUCUUUGAUACAGAAGUUGUUGAACGGUUACGUGAUUUAAUGACGGUGCAGGACGUGCUGAUCUGUACACAUGUUUUGGAUUCGAUUUACAUGGUAGGUUAGGUUUUACAAUUUUGAAUUUUUCGUUUGUGUUCUAUUUUAUAGUCUUAAAUGACGCUUCAUAAUUUUCCGAUGUUUUUUAGAUGUCUGGAACUGGAAAGUCAAUUUGUGAUAAGAUUUGCGACACUUCGAAAAUGUUACCUACUUUGGUCAACUUCACAACUAUUGAAGGAAACAAGUUCACGGCCAGUGCUCUACAAGGUAUCAAGGUUGUGGAAUACCGGGAAGAGGUCGAGAGGUCUCAGCCUUACCAAACUGUAAGUUCAUAUUCUAGUCCUUUGCCAUCGGUCGUCUUUUUACUUAACUUCUAUAUUAAUGUUACUGUUUCAGUAUGCCAUUCGUAACCCUACUGCCCUACCUCAAUCACAAACAGUGCAAGCACGACUCAUUUCUUCUGUUCAACCAGUAGCAGGUGCAUCCUAUCGGCCUCAUAUCGUAGUCAACUCUAAAGGUGAAUAUCCACUUCCUCUUCCCAAGACAGCUCUAACAGCUCAACUCUCGAAGCCGGCUGAAAUGAGUUCGGAGUUCAGAGUGGAACACUUUUCCAAGAUCUGGAUCAGACAGAAUUGUCAAUCUGAUCCGAGUGGAGUUGUUGACCGAGGUGACAUUUACGCUGCUUACGUCGAGAACUUCAGGAAUACCCACAAGAUUCUGUCGUGUUCUUUGGUCAACUUUUGUAAAUUUAUAAAGUAAGUUGAUCGGAGAAGUGUUAAUAGUACUUUUAGGGACAUUUUCCCGUCGAUUGAAAUCAAACAAAACCCCCAAACCAAGGUAAUGUGCAUCGAAGGGAUCAGGUUUUUGAAGAAAGACGCACGUGGUAAGUUUUUCUAUUCAGUUACAUUAAAUGUAUUAUCUAAUUGUUAUUUUUAAAGUGCGAGUUUCUUAUUUUGAUGUUUAGUAGCCAACGCGACCCCAAACACAAAGCCAGUGGAGUCUAACGAGAAUAUUGCUCCAGAAAAGAUUAAAGCUGAAAUUGAAUCGGAGGUAAAUCAUUUUUUAUUAGCUUCUUAAUGUGUUUUAUUAUUUUGUGUUCUUUUUAUACGUUUUUACUGUAGUUAUAAGUUCCUAUGUGGUUAAUUAAUUUUGCUUUUCAGAGAUGUAACGGUGUCAUUAACAAAAAGUCGAUUUGCAACGGUGCUAUUGAAGUGAAGAAAGAGUUGAAUGGACAAUGUAAUGGAGGAAGCACCAAGACUGAAAUUGUAGAGAACGGAAUGCCAAAGUCUAAUGGAGAUUCCAAAAAGACCGGAAACAAUGGAAGUGCACAGGAAUCUGACGAUGAACCUCAUUCGAGUGUUGAUCACGAAGAGAUCGUGGAAACCUCAGAUGCCAUUAAUGGAAAGAACGAUUCUGAUGAGAGUGUAAGUAGUGAAAAGAAUGGUGAUUCUCACGAAAACGGCACUAACGAGAUUCUAAAAGGAAACGGAGUAAUAAAAGAGGAUUCUGGAGAGAAGGAGCAGACCGUGAAGGAGCAUCUGGAACAGAAAGAGCUUCUCAACGGCUACAUUAGGAAGAACAACAAAAGACAGUCCGAUGAGUCGCUACAGAACGGGACGGCAUCCAAGAAACCGAAAACAUUAAAGAAGAAGCCGAACGCAGUGGAUCCCGUAGAUAACGGUAUUGAUUCACCUUCGACUUCUGCCGUGCCGAUUACUCCAACCCUACCAACGCUGUCACCGUCUAAGAUUCCUCAAUUCAUGUGCGAAUGGGACGUGUGCACGAGGUAUUUCCACAACGGCCAGAGUAUGAUCUACCAUGUUCUACACGAACAUCUUGGGGAAGUUGGCAGCUCACUGUCACUUUGUAAGUGGCCUGGCUGUGAGAGGACGCCGAGGUCACGCUGGUCGAUGAUAACCCAUCUACAAGAUCACCAUUGCAAUGAAACUGUUUUAUCUAACGCACAAAGGAAACGAAGAGAUAUGGGAGACAUGAAUUACAUCGCUCAGAUGAAGAAACUGCUCGAGACCGAGACGCCCGCCACUAAUCACGCUGGCUACUCAAAGUUUGCUGCAUACGAUGCGAUCAGAAGACACGCAUUUAAUUUCAUGACCAAAGAGUUUACUGUAAGUUUGUUUCAAAUAUUGAAUUGAAAUUGUUGUUUUAGCUAAGUGAUUAAUGUAACGAAUAAAUGACUUUUAAUCCCUUUCAGGACGAGCAAGAAGGUCCAGUGACAAAGAACUUGAGGUUAACAAGUUGUCUUAUUCUCAGGAAUUUGGCCAGUAAUUCACUAGAAGCUAGGAAGUAAGUUGUUAAAACUAUAUUGAUCUAAUGAUAGUAAGAGUUUAUUCUUAUGAACGUAACCUUAUUUCCAAUAUAUUAGUAUUAUAUUUUCAGGAAGAUCCGGCAAUACGAAGGCCUCUUCUCCUACCUAGCAAUGUCACGAAUGGAAAGCAGCUCUACCGUGGCCCAUCUUCUGGGCGCCAUCAGUAGCGCUGAAGCCUGA